CGGUGAUCGAAGUCUGCACGCACACGCACUAUGGACAGACGCACACACAGUAUGCGAUGCUACCCGGUAUGUAGUUCGAGAGCUCUACUCUAUGUGGCUCUACCCCCAAUGGCAUCCCAUCCGCUCACACGGACACACACACAUACAAGGACACACACAUGCACACAGAUUGAAUGAAUGAAUGAGAGCGGCUGACUCACAGAGCAGGGCUUCCUUGUCUCUUCUUUGGCCAGGUAGAGCACUGAAUCAGAAGGGCACAUGACCAUACAGGUACAUGCAGCGCCAGCUAACAGCGAAGAUCGACAACCGCAGCUAGCUGCAUAGCUACGCUGAUGACAGAGCGAGACACGCAAUGGUGCUGCUGGGAGCCACAUAAUGCCUGCCAUCCAUCAGAUAUGUAAUGCAUGGCAGCGAUGAUUUGAUCCUCCCUUCCUCACAAACACAUCUUCCCCUCCCUCCCUCCCUCCCUCCCUCCCUCCCCCUCGCUGUUUGUUUCGGGAUACGUACCAUGGGCCACCUCAUUCACUGGAUUAGCUACAGGAACCAGAGCUUGGUGGACAGCUGCUUCGACGGCACCUUGUUGGCCAGCGCCUCGGUCACCUUACGCGCACACCUAACCGACACAAAAACACACACAGAGACAUCCACACACGAGUGGGCCGCAGUGGGGUUGUCGUGUAUUUCUUUCUUUCUCACGUCUCGGCGUAUUUCACGGGUGCCGGCACGCGGAUCGGGCCUGAAGGGGCCAAGAAAACGCCGCACACGAAACGUGAGUGGACGCCUCCCUGCCUCUCCCUCUGUGAUACACAUGUUUAUGUGUGUACCGCUCCAGUUUUGGUAUAGUGUGCUCAGUUGCAUGGUGAUGCGGCAGAGGCCGUCGACGCCAAACCGGCCGUCUGCAUCCCAGUUGUCGGACUGGCCGUAGACCUCAUACUUGGUGGGCGUCACGGUGCCUGUCAGCCACGCAUGACAGCAAGAGGGAGUGAGGAAGGGAUGGAGGGAGGGGAGACACAUCCACACAGACAGAGAAUGGGGGCUGUGUGCUCUGCUGUUCGUGCCGUACCUUGUGUGACGAACUGGUGGCAGCCGCAGAAGACCAACUGGGUGGUGUCCGUCACACCUGCUUGGCACACACGCACACAGCGAUGAGCACAUGGAUGGUCAUCUGCACUUGGUGUGAAGAUCGAUACAAAGUGGUACCUUGGUCGAACACGCUGAGUGGCGGUGGGUUGUCGAGUGCGCCGCCGCCCGGCUUGCGCACGGCAAACCUGACCACGUCGACACCCUGCGUCUGCUCGGGUGCAUGGGUGCAUGUGUGUGUGUGUGUGUUGCGGUGUGUGUGUACCUCUGGUUGACGUUCUUGUUGACUAUGAUGUAGAUCCACUCGGGCUUCCACUGGUCAGUCGUCAGCUGCUUGAACCCCUCCUGAAUCAUGGGCACCUCAAACUCAACGGCAGCGCGCUUCUGACCCUCACCCAAACCACCACUGCAUUCAUGACACAUGUAAACAAACGGAUAGGCGGACGGACACAAGGAAAUGGGCAGGUGUGACUGUCCGCCACUGCGGACCGGUAGAUUAUGAAUCUGCUAGGCGGCUGCUCGUUGAAGCGCGGGUUCUUCAGAAACUUGGCUACAGCAUCUGUCCAUCCAGCCAUCCAGCCAUCCAGCCAUCCAGCCAUCCAGCCAUCCAGCCAUCCAACCAUCCACAUACAGACAGACAGAAGAGGCCAUAUGUUGUGGCGGGGGUGUAUGGGGCAUGCACGUGUACCUUUGAUGAGGACGGGGAAGUUAUCGACGUGCUCGCUCUCCCCCUCCCGCACCAAAACCCUCGUGUAGUACUCGAGGAACAGGUCGUCAAUCGAGGCCGUCAACACUAUCACCGACCUGCCUGAACACACACAUCCACAUCUAUCCAUCCAUCCAUCCAUCGGUUCACUUCGUGUGUGGGGCUGGUGUCUGUUGGAGAUACCUCUGGCCUUCUUGCACUCGACCCCGAUGACCAUGGUGCUGACCACAGGCUCGGUGUUCAACGCCCACGCUGCGCCGCCCAACUAAGUACACACACAUGUGGGGUGGUGGGCCUUCUCUCCCUCUCUCUCUUCGUGUGUGUGGUGGGUACCUUGCAUGCGAUCUGGGCUACCAGUUUUGGGAGCGCCGAAUUCCACCGACGGCCCGAGAUGGUCUUGGCUUGCACGCCCUGCACACAUGCCCGCCCAUACAGAUGGACAGAGACAUAGGAAGGCUUGCGUGAGGAGGUUGUCUGUCUUUGCCCACUCACCGAUGGUCACCCACCUGCGUGAGCACCGCCUCCCUCCCACAGGUCAGCCGCUGCUUCAUGGCCUGCAUGACAGUAUACACACCCACAUACCCUCCAUCCAUCCACCCACACCCCCAGCCCAUUUCUCUCCUCACCUCAUAGACCUGUUUGGCCUGGGUCUUGUUGUCGGGCAGUAUGAAGACCACCAUGAUGGGGUCGCUGAUGGGGUCGCUGGCCCGCUUCUCGCGCUCUCGUAGGGUCUUCAUGUUCACAUCGUAGUCGUGGUCGGAUCGGGGGUCAUUGAGGUUGGCCAUGCUGAGCACAGGCGGGGAGAUGAGAAGCGGGGCGUCGUAGCCCAUCCCGUACUCUACACACACAUGAGAGGCACACGGAGAGAGAUGGGUGGCGGGGGUGGGGUGGGGUGGGAGGGCACUGUGUGCGUCGUGUCUCUUUUGUACGUUGUGCCUUGGCUCGUAUGUCGUUAACAAGUCUGGUCUUGAGGGCCUCGUGGUCCUGCCCGUACACCACAAUCCAACGCUUCAAGUUGGCCUGCACACAUGGCAGCCACACAUCACACAAACCACACGACAUACAGCACACUUGUUGACGUCUUCCCCUCCAGAAACACCUACCGGAGCGAUGAGUGAGUUGCUGUUGAAGUUGGCGUUUCUGGGCGGCCCGGGUAUGGGUGUGCCGUGCUGAUGACGCUUCUCGGCGUGCUGCUCCUCCUGCAGCAGCUCCUUCUCAUGGGCCCUGUCGUAGUACCGGAAGAAGGCGGCCUCAUCGCCCGCACACAGAUGGCGGCCUGCACACACAUAUCCACACAUAGAGACACAAGGGGGUGUGCGCAAGUGUCGGGGUGAUGGGUGGGUGUGGCGUGCUCUUGUGUGGUGUUUUGUUACCCUUGACCAGGUUGCCGUCCGUCUGACCAGGUUGCCGUCCGGCUGGAUGGUGAUCCCAUAGGUAUCCAACACCUCUGCACAAAAACACACACACACACACAAUGUGUCAAUAAACAAAGUGGUGGUUUCGCUCUCUCUGUCUCACUCACGGGCAGCCCGGCUAGGUCCGCCCCCAGCGGCCGUCUGGGCCUGUAGCUUCCGUGCCAACGCUCUGCUCUUGUCCAGCCGCGCGCCGGGCAGCAUUCGGCACCGGUUGGCGAUCUGGUUGUUCAAAUCAAAGUUGCUGCGGAUGGACUCAUCCAUGCCUGCAAGCAAGCCGACAGAGGCAGAGAGGGGGGUUGUGUGUGUGGGGGUCUUGGGGGCUGUGGCUGACCGGUAAGUGUGACUGUUUGUGAGGGCAGGAUGAUGGUAUUGAUGACCUGCUGAGUCCCGUCCGGCAUGCGACGACUCCUCUCGUACUUGACUGCAGCCAACAGCCGAUGGACGGAUGGACGAAAGCAGGGACGGACCAACCACAUAUGUGUGUGGGUGGCCAUGGGCGUACCGAGUGCCUGCCCUUCGGCGAGUGUGAUGCCGUAUGUGUUUUGGAAGUACUGGGCGUACGACACCGUCACCUCCUGCCCUUGCUGCCGACGGGUGAAGGUGCGGUGGAUGCCAGGCUCACCAAACAACAACUGAACCAAUUGACGGGCGGAAACAAACACGCACACACACGCAGAGACACGCGCGUGGGAGUGAAAGGGGGUGGGGGUGUGGGGUGUGCACCUCUGUUAUGGCGUAGAGCUUCCGAUCUCUGUUGCCCACGGGGCCGCUCUCCUGCAAGCAAACGAUCAACAAAGAAAGGACAGCCGACAUGUUGGGUGGGGGCUUAUUCUGUGGCUGUUCGUCGGUCCUACGUAUACGGUGAUGAUGCGCCUCCCCUGGAACUCCUCGUUCAUCCGCUGCGCAAACACGGCCUCAUCCCCGGUGAAACGCCGCUGCAUCCCCCAACACACAUCCAUGGGACACACCCCGUGUGUGCCCAGCCCUCCAUCCACCCACCCACCCACCCACCCGUCUUUCUUCCAGCACGUCCCGCAGGGUGUUCAUAUGGAUGAUGCGGUGCGUGCCGUCCACCUGAGAAACCAGCCAUAAAGCCCACAAGAGACACAAGGAGAUGCUAGACGCAGAUGGAUGAAGCGCUGGGUGACCUGCAGAUAGAGUGACGCGCCGAGCUGGUGAAUGGACGUGAAGUACCCGGGGAGGAGGAGGAGUUUGUAAUUGCCCACGGUGGUGGUGCCGCCCAGCUCGGGGUCGACCUGGUGAUCGUUCAUCAUCUCCGUCAGGAACAGAUGACGACCGAUCACCUGGAACUGCACGGCCACACACACACACACACAGAGAGAGAGAGAGAGAGGCAGAGCGGUGGAAAGGAAGCGUCUGUGUGUUGUGUUGGGGGGUGGGGAGACUGACCCUGAGUUGCCCCAUGGCCUUCUUGACGGCGCAGUUGAGAUACUGGAUGGUCUCCUGGUCCAGCGCACCAUCUGUUGCAUCAUACACACAUUGAUGGACGAAGGGACAGCAACACAAGCCCACAAAGAGGGAGAGAGAGAGCGCAUGCCGACGUGUGUGCUUGCUCUCCCCAGUUCUCCCCCGCGUUGCCGUCCGUACGCAGGUCGAUGGUAUGCCUGGCCAUGAAGCUGAUACGCUGAGGCGCCCCCGUCUGCAGUGCAAGAGGCACAAUCAACAUACACAUCCUCCCAUCCCCCCUCCCUCUCAUCCCCUGCACUCACGUCAGCGGUCUGUGGGAGCGUCACGGAAGCCGUGUGGUUCGGCUGUAUGUUGGUGUCAACCUUGACAAACGUGUGCUUGCCCUGGUACAGCAGCGCACCCCCAAACGCAUUCAAACUCUGCAAUAUCUGACAUAAGAAAAGAGGGAACACACCGGAGCAAAAAAGCCCCCCCGCCCGGCCGGACCAAACAUCUUCUUGUGAGAGAGAUCCCUUCUCCCCCGUGAGCUUUCCCAUCUGGAGCCAUCGUCUGUGUCGUACCUGCUCGGAGUUUCGGUAGAUCAGCGCCCGCUGCGGCCCGAGGGCGUUUACGGGCGGGUCAAACUCUGCACCACAACCCCACAAAGACCACACAAUUCGGCCCGCACCAGACACAGAUCUCGCCAGAUCUUCCUUGCAUCAGCUCCACGUACCAGUGGCAUACACCCAGACGGCGAACUGACGUCGGUUGUGGAGCCCGAUCUCGAACAGGUUGGUCUGUGCCUCCAGCUCUACGCCUAUGCUACAGAAGAGCGGCCUGCCGUGGGGAUCUGUCGGCCUCGCUACUGGCCGCGGCACCAGUGAUGCCAUCGUGUGAACGCAGAAGGGGGGAUGAAAGGGGAAUGGAUGGGGGUAGAAGCCUACUGAAG
This is a messenger RNA of Vitrella brassicaformis, 5557 nucleotides long. The record is from the annotation of a GenBank genome assembly. NCBI's taxonomy places the organism in Eukaryota, Vitrellaceae.